Molecule: messenger RNA, 309 nt
Organism: Candida albicans SC5314
Lineage: Eukaryota; Fungi; Ascomycota; Pichiomycetes; Serinales; Debaryomycetaceae
Exons: 1
Coding region: 1-309 (102 amino acids)
Source: RefSeq, a predicted model, not a curated record
AUGUGCCACCCUUCUUUCAAGUUAUUAUGUUCAUACCAGCUCAAUUUGCAAAAUACUGUUGAAUUUGCUGAAAGAGAGUCGCAGAAGAAACAAUGGCUGCAUGUGGGACGUGUCCGAAGUGCGAAUCAAUGCUGGUUUUUUUUUUUUCGGGACCCAAAUCGUUUUGUUUACUGCCAGGAAGAAAUUCAUUGUGGCCAAAACUAUUGCGGAAAAAGCUGUUACUGCCAAUAUUAUCCCGCAAUCACGGAUAUACUCCAAAAAAAAAUACUUGAAUAUUUAUCUAAAAAAAUAACUAUACAACAGUACUAA